AUGGCCGCGCCUCAGAUUCCCAACCUCAACACAUUCCGCCGAGGACGAGGCCGAGGUCGUGGAACAGGUCAUGUUGAGAAUGGUCCUGGUCACCCGACAGGAAAGGAUCGCGUCGUUCAGGGCACCGACAAUGACGCCAGCGUCUCUCGGAUGAGCGCCGUUGAGCUGAGAUACCUCGACGAUCCCUACGCGACAGCUCUAACGCCCUCUGGCUCAGUGACCAGGAGAUUCCCGAUCAUAAACAGAGGGACCUACGUCCGCACCACCGCAAUCGACCGGCUCGUCACCCGCUUUCUCAGCCCCUACUCUCCAGAAGCUCCCAUACGCAAGAAACAGGUCAUCUCGCUAGGCGCUGGCUCGGACACGCGAAUCUUCAGACUCUUUUCUGCACGCCAACCUCCAGACAUCGUCUACCAUGAGCUCGACUUCGCUGUUAACACGGCCACAAAGAUUCAGGCAAUCCGAUCAACACCUUCUCUGCAAAGGGCACUCGGGCUAGACUCGUCCAGAGAUAACGUGACAGUCUCCGAAGCGGGCGAUGCACUACACUCGCCCUCAUACCACAUCCAUCCAGUGGACCUACGAUCGUUGUCGGCGGAUAGCUCCCUCUCCGAAACACUUCCAGGCGUCGAUAGAGAACUGCCCACUCUGCUAAUUUCAGAGUGCUGUCUUAUCUACCUAUCCCCAACGGAAGCCGCACAAGUGGUCUCUUUCUUCACGGAACAUGUUUUCGGUCCGUCGAGUGAAGCGACUGCUGGAGAGGAUACGCAACAAUGCUCGCAAGCCCCACUUGGUUUGGUUCUAUACGAACCCAUUCGCCCUGACGAUCCGUUCGGUCGCACGAUGGUAUCUAAUCUCGCCGCGCGAGGUAUCCAACUCCAGACUCUGCAUAAAUACGCUUCAUUGGAAGCGCAGCGAGCACGGCUGCGGGAGCACGGGCUUUCCAGUGGUCAGGCAGCGGCCGACAUCGAUUUCAUUUGGGAGCGUUGGGUAAGCGAAGAGGAGAAAGAGCGGGUUUCCAGUCUUGAAAUGCUGGAUGAAAUGGAAGAAUGGCGCUUACUUGCGCGACAUUAUUGCAUUGCCUGGGGAUGGCGGGAUGGAAAUGAUGUCGAGGCUUUUGAAGGGUGGUCAACCAUUCAGGCCCAGCCGGGCGAGUAA
Penicillium cinerascens is the source of this 1158-nucleotide messenger RNA. It is a transcript of the gene ppm1, whose product is annotated as protein C-terminal leucine carboxyl O-methyltransferase ppm1. Gene Ontology annotation, biological process: C-terminal protein methylation. The transcript is spliced from 2 exons. Bases 1 to 1158 code for a protein of 385 amino acids. The record is from RefSeq and is a predicted model, not a curated record. NCBI's taxonomy places the organism in Eukaryota, Fungi, Ascomycota, Eurotiomycetes, Eurotiales, Aspergillaceae. Gene Ontology annotation, molecular function: protein C-terminal leucine carboxyl O-methyltransferase activity.